Messenger RNA from Echinococcus granulosus, 258 nucleotides. RefSeq lists its product as hypothetical. The record is from RefSeq and is a predicted model, not a curated record. The coding region runs from base 1 to 258 and encodes 85 amino acids. Lineage: Eukaryota; Metazoa; Platyhelminthes; Cestoda; Cyclophyllidea; Taeniidae. The transcript is spliced from 2 exons.
AUGCAAAUCGAACGCAUAUCUACUGAGAAUGGAAGGAAGUGGCCCAAUGUACAUAAGUUCAAGUUUGUUUUAGUCAGUUUUAAGCAAAGUAAGCAAAUAUUGGAAUGGCUCAGUUUUCAGAAUACAAUGCACAACAGUACUGAAACAAGUGAUUCAAACUGUACUCAAAUUUCAAACAGUCAGUACUUGAAAAAUGGUCAUUUUAGUCAUCAUUCAGAUCGAGCAACGAAUGACAAAAUGAAAACGCGUAACUUUUAA